AUGAGGGUGAUUUUGUUGUUAGCUCUUUAUGAUUCAAUUGUGGUGGCUAGGCUCAUCUGGUUUAGCACCAUUCCGGUGAAAGUAUAUUUUAAUGUACAUAACAUGGCUGAUAACAUGAAACGUUUUUUCAAGACCAUUAUGGAUGGGGGAAGGCCCACACUGGAAAGGAAAAAGAAAAUGAAUACAGGCUCAACUCUUCAGCAACCGCAUGAAAUCUGGAAGCAAAUUAGGCAAAAGGAGAAGCUAAUGCAUUACAAAAAGAGUAAACCUCAGCUUACUAAUUAUGACCCUUGGAAGAAACCCAACAAGGAAAAAAUAAACCCAACAUCAUCGACAAUAAAAUCACAGGCUCAAGAAACUGAUACAACACACCAAGAAGAAACAAAAACCCAAAUUCACAAGAAAAACAAUCAAGCAAAUCAUAUCCACACCGAAAGAAGAAAAAUUUACAAUCAUGAGUCUGUUUCACUACACCGGCGGGCUAAACGGAAUUCCACCACUUGGAAUACCGGAAGCAGUCGGCUUCGAAGUGGAGACAAUCAAUCCGUUCGAAACGGCGUCGUUCUCGUCCAGAAAGAGGCCUUCAGGAUUCCUCAACACUCCAUGGACGACAGAGAUAAACAGGCCGAGGCCCACGCCAAUGGACAGGCUGUUGAGCGGCCCCGUGAUCCAGAAGGCCACGAUGGAGAUCAAGACGAUGCCCAAAAUCACGGCCCAAUCGCUGACGUGGUGGCCCCAAACCAGGAGCGGAUCUUCCCGGAAAAAGUAGAGGAUCAGCCAGAGGAAGUAGACGAAGCCGAUGAGUAA
Molecule: messenger RNA, 807 nt
Organism: Striga asiatica
Lineage: Eukaryota; Viridiplantae; Streptophyta; Magnoliopsida; Lamiales; Orobanchaceae
Source: the annotation of a GenBank genome assembly